Phragmites australis (common reed) is the source of this 4071-nucleotide messenger RNA. Its product is annotated as filament-like plant protein 4. NCBI's taxonomy places the organism in Eukaryota, Viridiplantae, Streptophyta, Magnoliopsida, Poales, Poaceae. The transcript has 6 exons. The coding region runs from base 588 to 3713 and encodes 1041 amino acids. The record is from RefSeq and is a predicted model, not a curated record.
UCCAUCCAUCCCCUGCUUUUCGUCCUUUGCAUCCACCCUCACAGAGAUCUUCUUAUACAGUUACUAUAGAAUUUGUUUUUUCCCUCCCCUCUCUCCCGUCUCCUUUGCAUCAUCCAUCCAUCCCCUGCUUUUCGUCCUUUGCACCCACCCUCCCCUCUUCCCACUCUCAGGCACCCAGCAAGCAAGCACAAGGGUGAGAGAGAGAGGGAAGGUGCAUUGCCACUUGCCAAGCUGGGGCGGGCACCCAUGCUAGGAGUAGCGGUGUUGAUGGCUGAUUAGCGGUAGGCUAGUGGUGCAGGAGGUGAGGGUGGAGGAAAAGGUUUGGGAAGACAGGCAGGCAGACAAAAAGGGUAAAUCAGGGGAGGAGGAGUAAAGGCGGAGGAGAGAGAGUGAGGGGAAUCCAAUCCAGUCCAGUCCAGUCCAUUCCGUGCCAGGUUGGGACUUGGGAGCAGGGAAGUACUGCGCGCGAAGCAAAGCCAGAGCGACCAGAGCAGAGGUCCAGGCCGCCGAUCGGAUCCGGCCGGAGCCGCCGCGCGCAUUCCGGAGUAGAGGAGAGGCUCCCCGCCCUCGCUCGAUACACACUAGGGAUGGAUCGACGAAGCUGGCCUUGGAAGAAGAAAUCUUCUGAUAAAUCAUCAAACACAGAUGUGUUACAGAGUUCCAAUCAAGCAGAACAGGAUGAAAAAGUUCCAAAAUUUGUGCAUAUUUCAUCAGAAAGAUAUGCACAUCUUACUAAAUCAGAAGAACAAGUCGGAACACUGAAUGAAAAGAUAAAUGUCUUGAAUGAAAAAGUAUCUGCGACACAAAGUGAGAUUGCCACCAAAGAUGGUCUAGUAAAGCAGCAUGCUAAAGUGGCUGAAGAAGCUGUAUCAGGUUGGGAGCAAGCUGAAGCAGAGGCCUUGGCACUGAAACUUCAACUGGAAAGUGUUACAUUGUCCAAGUUAGCAGCUGAGGAAAGAUCUUCUCAUCUGGAUGGUGCUCUAAAAGAAUGCAUGAAGCAGGUGAGGAUAGUGAAGGAAGAAAGUGAGCAAAAGCUGCAUGAUGUUGUGUUUGCAAAGACCAAACAGUGGGAGAGGAUAAAAGCUGAACUAGAAGAAAAAUUAGCUGAGUUUGAACAGGAGCUGAUUCGAGCAGGUGCUGAGAAUGAUGCGCUAUCAAGGUCUCUUGAAGAACGAACAAACUUGCUGAUGAAAGUUGAUGAGGAAAAAGCUCAAGCAGAAGCCCAGAUCGAAGUGUUGAAGAGCACUAUCCAGUCGGGUGGAAAGGAGAUAAACUCUUUAAAGUAUGAACUACAUGUUGUCUCCAAAGAGCUUGACAUUCGCAAUGAAGAGAAGAACAUAAGUGUGCGUUCAGCUGAUGUAGCAACCAAACAACACAUGGAGGAUGUCAAGAAAAUAUCAAAACUGGAAGCAGAAUGCCAAAGAUUGCGUGGCCUUGUUGGGAAAAAGUUACCUGGGCCUGCUGCAUUAGCUCAAAUGAAGAUGGAAGUGGAUAGCUGGGGCAGAGAUCAGGGGGAUAACAGAUUGCGGCGUUCCCCUUCGAGGAGUUCUACCUUCCAAUAUCCUGCGUCCCCAUCUCCUGGUUAUGCUAUUGAAAACCUGCAAAACACGCAAAAAAAGAAUGAAUAUUUGACUGCACGUCUAUUGUCGAUGGAAGAAGAAACCAAGAUGUUAAAAGAGGCAUUCUCAAAGUGUAAUAACGAGCUACAGGCAUCAAAAAAUGUGGGUGCUAAGACAGCAGCCAAGCUCCGCAGUAUGGAACUUCACAUGUUGAAUGCUAACCUGUAUAAGAGUCCAACAAAUUCAUGCAUCGAUACCUCCUUUGAUGGUGCAUCAAGUCAGAAAGGAAGCAAGCCACCAAGUUUGACUUCCAUGUCUGAAGAUGGUGUUGAUGAUGCAAAAAGUUAUGAGGAGUCUUGGGUCAACACUUUGAUGUCUGAGCUCUUAAACUUCACGAAAGAUAAAGCAGGUAGGCACAAUUUGACAGAAAACUCAAAUCAAAUGGGCCUGAUGGAUGACUUCCUAGAGAUGGAGAGAUUGGCAUGUUUGCCUUCUGAAGCUGAAGGAUGUGGCAACAUUGUCGACAAGAAAAAGGUUGGUAAAGUUGAGGCGACUCUCUCCAAUGUCACUACAAAUGAGAGCGACAAAAAUUCAUUGCCAGCUCCACAGUCAGUGGGUUAUCCAUCUAGCAGCGUGCAUCUGACUGAUAACUCUCAGUUUUACAAACUGCACUCGAUAAUUUCUACCUUGUUGAGCUCUCAAUCACCUCAGAACAAUGUUGUGAAGGUACUGGAUGGUAUCAGGAAUAUCCUAAGGGAUAUUGAAGAAGAGGCAGAAUCUGUGAAUGUAAACAAAAGUGAACAUAAUGACAUAGUUGAAGUUGCUAUCAAUCAAUGUUCAACGAAACAAGAAAAACCCUUGGUGCCUAUGGAUCAUAGGCUGAAAAAUGCCAUUUUGAAGAUACAUGAGUUUGUCGAGUCACUUAUGAGACAAGCAACUGAGUUCCAUAAUGCAGCAUGUCAGAAGAUACAACAGUUCUCCAGUUUAGUUGAUAAAGCUCUAUCUGAUGGCAAUGGUUUAAAUGAGAUUGUGAUUACAUUAUCUGAAAUCUUACUGGAAAGUGGUGAUGUUAAACUGACGUUGUUGAAACAAAGUGUUAAUGAGGCUGAAAGCAGUAAUGUAGAUUGUGUUGAUAAAGUGACUCUAUUGGAAAACGAGGUGCAUCAUGAUCCAUCACAAGAUAGUGUCUCUGGUGUUUGUUCACUAAUGCUUCAUUCAUCUUCAGAUCCUGAUUUUGAGGGUCUGAGUCCUGGUGAUGCAUUUGAUGUUAAAACUGAAGUGCGGGUAUGCGCGCCAGAGGAAUAUGAAAAACUGAAAUUGGAAAAGAGAAAUUUGGAGAUGGAACUAAUGAUGUGCAAUGAAAUGAUUCAAAGUACAAAUCUCAAGUUUAGCGAGAUGGAGAAAAACCUUGAAGACCUUACAUCGAAGUUGGCUGCCUUUGAGAAAUCAAAUAGCUUGGCUGAGACGCAGUUAAAAUGUAUGGCUGAAUCAUACAAAACACUUGAAUCACAGAAGGUGAAACUGGAAGAAGAAAUAAGAGUUUUACAGACAAAGAUAGAUACUUUAUCUUCUGAACUUGCUGAAGAAAGGCAAAGCCAUCAGGAGGACAUAGCCAAGUAUAGAGAUCUUGAGGAGAAGAUGGAAAGGUAUGAGAACGAGAAGAAUUCCAUAUGUGUAGAUGAGGAUUCAGAUAUCAAAUCGAAGCAGGAGAAAGAGCUAGCUGCAGCAGCAGAGAAACUUGCAGAAUGCCAGGAGACGAUAUUACUUCUUGGGCAGCAGCUUCAAACUCUGCGCCCUCCUUCUCCAGCAGAAUCAUUGGGUUCUGCACUAAACAGACAGCGGGUGGGUCAAUUUCCGGAAGAUCCAGCAGGACCAGCUCAAGGCAUACAUUCUAAGAAGCCAUCAGGUCGAUUUGAUGCCAAUUAUGCAUUCUCAAGUGAGCCGGGAACAGGAAAUGUGUCUCCCCUAAAUGGAUACAACACACACAAAAGCCCCUCCAAUGUAGCUGGGACCCCUUACUUCACUUCACCUAGCAGUUCUAAGCGUCCAAAGCACAGAUCAAGAUCUUCAUCUUCCUCGUUUUCUAACCAGCUACCAGAGAAACAGAGUCGAGGUUUCAGUCGGUUAUUCUCAAAAGGGAAGAGCGAACGCUAGCUGCCUCAUUGUACACAUAUUUUUGGUUUAUUUUCCUGUCAUGGUGAACGUGCGGAUGAUACCUGGGUUUACAGAUUUGUUUUGCUCGCGGAUGAGUUGCACACUUAUAUCCAUAUUCAUUGUGAUAGUUUUAGCCAGUAGCUUGCCUACAGUUUUUCGGGUUGGUGUUUUCUUAUACCUCAGUAGAACCUCACUGUACAUUUGCUUACAAGAGUGAAGAUUGAAGAUGUGGUUUCUUGUGGGUUAGAUUUUCCUUGUGGAGGAUGAAUUAACCUGUGUAUUGUGGCAUACUUAAGUUUGAUGUACAGUUAACCUGCAUAUGUAAUGUGUUUGAAUAAUUAUUAUCCAGCCUUCUCGG